AUGCCGUUGUUAAAUAUUUUACUGCCAAGUUGCGAGGAAGUCGAUAUAGAUGUGUUUUUGCAUAUUUUACGAGAUAUUACAGCGCGUAAGGUGGACGAACAUCACCUUGUCAAUGCGCUGAAAUUUGGCAUGAGCGGCGAAGCGUUUUCAAUCGAAAAGGAACAUUUAUCGAUGAGUUGGCAGGAUUUGAACUCGAAAAAACAGAGAAUAGAUCAAUCGAGAUUGCUCGGAUUUUGGGCCGUGGAAAAUUUUCCUUCUUUGGGGAAAAAGUUGCAUGGAGCAACUUGGCAGCCGCCAAUUCGAAAUAGUCUUCAGAUUCAUAAUCAGUCUAUGUACAUUAAUGCCGAUGAGAUCAACUCGAAAAUUGCUAGAAAAAUGAAGCUUCGCAUAGUCCAACUCAACGUCAGCGAUAGCACAUUGAGUAGACUGAAGGAAUUCGUAAAUGUCCCUGCUAAAAUCGGCAAAAGAAACGAGACAAAACUGUCAAAACAAAUGAAGUCGUUUGAUAUUGACGACGAAUGGAUGGAACAUUGCUGGCAAGCGCUAAAAUCGGGUGAAUUUCCGUUGUUAUUUGAGCAGCAAUUCGACCUCGCCGCGUCACCAGGAUCAUCUCCUCAUCGGGAAAACGAAGAGCCUCAAAUAAACACUCCUGAUGAUUCGUUACCAGUUACAUCCAAACGAACAUACCGAGACGUUCUCGAUACUAACGAUGGUAAUGAUAUGAGUGACGAUGGAAAUAAUAUUAGUACUGCCAACGGAGAUUCAAGCACUGAUCCUUCAGCAGCACAGACAAACAAAAGAUCACACAUAGACCCGGUAAAUGUGAAUGGAAAUUCUACAAAUAUGAAUGGUUUGAGCUUUGGCACCCAAUCCGAUCUACCACCAGAAACAAAUGAUUGUACAAAUGCGAUUCAAGUGACUCUACGACAUAUUCGAUGCGACAUUGGACAUUUAACUAAUUUGUUUCAAGAGCGAAAUAAUGAGAGAUCCGCCAUUCAAGAGGGUGAAGACCGCCUUCACGUAGCAUUGAUGAGACAAAAAGAUGACGAAAUCGCGCAAUUAAAGAUCACUAUCCAAGACCUGCAACAAAUAAACGAAAAUCUCACGAAUGGCCAAUUGAAAUCAGUAAAAAAAAUUGAAGAGCAAAAGGCACUCAUAACAGCUCUUCAACUAGGAGUAGAGGCCACGGCGAAGUUGCGUGAACAAUCGGAGCACGAGCAAAUUGCGAAUCUAAAUUUACUUGACGUAACGAAACGUCAACUGGUCGAUGCUGAUGCAACGGUGAAGAAAAUGAGCAGCGAAAGGAGUACUACACAGCAAAAAUUGCUGGAACAAUCGGAUUGUGUGGCAUCUUUGAAACGCGAACUGACUGAAGCUACUGAAACGAUAAUGAAGAUGACCGGUGCAAUGAGCUCAGCCCAACAAAAAUUGCUGGAACAAUCGGAUUGUAUGGAAUCAAUGAAACGUCAACUGGUCGAUGCUGAUGAAACGGUGAAGAAAAUGAGCAGCGAAAGGAGUACUACACAGCAAAAAUUGCUGGAACAAUCGGAUUGUGUGUCAUCUUUGAAACGCGAACUGACUGAUGCUGAUGAAACGAUAAUGAAGAUGACCGAUGAAUUGAGCUCAGCACAGCAAAAAUUGCUGGAACAGUCGGAUUGUAUGGAAUCAAUGAAAUGUCAGCCGGCCGAAACUGACAAAACGUUGAAGAAAAUGAGCAGCGAAAGGAGCUCAUUACAGCAAAAAUUGCUGGAACAAUCGGAUUUUGUGGCGUCUUUGAAACGCGAACUGACUGAAGCUAAUGAAACGAUAAUGAAGAUGACCGGUGAAAUGAGCUCAGCCCAGCAAAAAUUGCUGGAACAAUCCGAUUGUAUGGAAUCAAUGAAAUGUCAGCUAUUCGAAGCUGGUGAAACGGUGAAGAAAAUGAGCAGCGAAAGGAGCAUAUCACAGCAAAAAUUACUGGUACAAUCGGAUUGUGUGGCGUCGAUGAAACGCGAAUUGACUAAAGCUACUGAAACGAUAAUGAAUAUGACCGGUGCAAUGAGCUCAGCCCAGCAAAAAUUGCUGGAACAAUCGGAUUGUGCGGCAUCUUUGAAACGCGAACUGACUGAAGCUAAUGAAACGAUAAUGAAGAUGACCGGUGCAAUGAGCUCAGCCCAGCAAAAAUUGCUGGAACAAUCGGAUUGUGUGGCAUCUUUGAAACGCGAACUGACUGAUGCUAAUAAAACGAUAAUGAAGAUGACCGAUGAAUUGAGCUCAGCACAGCAAAAAUUGCUGGAACAGUCGGAUUGUAUGGAAUCAAUGAAAUGUCAGCCGGCCGAAGCUGACAAAACGUUGAAGAAAAUGAGCAGCGAAAGGAGCUCAUCACAGCAAAAAUUGCUGGAACAAUCGGAUUUUGUGGCGUCUUUGAAACGCGAACUGACUGAUGCUAAUGAAACGAUAAUGAAGAUGACCGAUGAAUUGAGCUCAGCACAGCAAAAAUUGCUGGAACAGUCGGAUUGUAUGGAAUCAAUGAAAUGUCAGCCGGCCGAAACUGACAAAACGUUGAAGAAAAUGAGCAGCGAAAGGAGCUCAUCACAGCAAAAAUUGCUGGAACAAUCGGAUUUUGUGGCGUCUUUGAAACGCGAACUGACUGAUGCUAAUGAAACGAUAAUGAAGAUGACCGGUGAAAUGAGCUCAGCCCAGCAAAAAUUGCUGGAACAAUCCGAUUGUGUGGAAUCAAUGAAAUGUCAGCUGUUCGAAGCUGGUGAAACGGUGAAGAAAAUGAGCAGCGAAAGGAGCAUAUCACAGCAAAAAUUACUGGAACAAUCGGAUUGUGUGGCGUCGAUGAAACGCGAAUUGACUAAAGCUACUGAAACGAUAAUGAAUAUGACCGGUGCAAUGAGCUCAGCCCAGCAAAAAUUGCUGGAACAAUCGGAUUGUGCGGCAUCUUUGAAACGCGAACUGACUGAAGCUAAUGAAACGAUAAUGAAGAUGACCGGUGCAAUGAGCUCAGCCCAGCAAAAAUUGCUGGAACAAUCUGAUUGUAUGGAAUCAAUGAAACGUCAACUGGUCGAUGCUGAUGAAACGGUGAAGAAAAUGAGCAGCGAAAGGAGUACUACACAGCAAAAAUUGCUGAAACAAUCGGACUGUGUGGCGUCUUUGAAACGCGAACUGACUGAUGCUAAUGAAACGAUAAUGAAGAUGACCGAUGAAUUGAGCUCAGCACAGCAAAAAUUGCUGAAACAGUCGGAUUGUAUGGAAUCAAUGAAAUGUCAGCUGUUCGAAGCUGGUGAAACGGUGAAGAAAAUGAGCAGCGAAAGGAGCAUAUCACAGCAAAAAUUACUGGAACAAUCGGAUUGCGUGGCAUCUAUGAAACGCGAAUUGACUGAAGCUAACGAAACGAUAAUGAAGAUGACCGGUGCAAUGAGCUCAGCCCAGCAAAAAUUGCUGGAACAAUCGGAUUGUAUGGAAUCAAUGAAAUGUCAGCUGUUCGAAGCUGAUGAAACAGUGAAGAAAAUGAGUUGUGAAGUGAGCACCGCUACUGGCGCACAGCAACAUUUGUUGGAACAAACGGAUUUAGUGGAGUCAAUUAAACGUCAACUGGCCGAAGCUAAUGAGACGAUAAUGAAGAUGGUCGAAGACAAGCAAAAACUACAUGACGAGGUUUACAUUUUAACGCAAUGCACCAACGAUAUUUCGUCUGAAUUUAAAACUCAAAUCGAAGAACUAACCGUCAGUAUAACAGAAACUGAACGAAUUAAUGCAGAGACGAUGCAUGUCAACGACAAAUUGCGAGAAGAUCUUGCAAUUUUAAAACGAUCCCUGGCUAGCAAAGAAGAAGAAUUGAAAGACGCACAGCAAUCGUUGAAUAGCACACGAAAACCAAUCGAAACAAGAGAUGUGGGCAGUCGAAAGGUUAAAGAAGCUGCAAACGAAAUGGUCGAGGCUGUAUUUGUGUCGGACGACCCCAUUGUCAAAGAGUGUCGUCCCGUGCUGCUCAAUCAACAGUUCGGCUGGAUGAAAUUUCAGCCAUUCAAACGCAGCAAGUACUGCCCGGCCUUCGUCUACCCAGCCGAUGCCGAUGGAAAAGCACGAGCACAAAAAAUAAAGGCGGAUGGAUAUGUUACCGAUACUAAGAACAUAUUUUUCGAUUUCUGCACAGAAUUACCUGAAAAUCUAAAGCCAGAUAACGAAAAAUUGGCACUUAAGAAGUUUAACGAAAAAUUCCUCACUUUAAACCAACCGCCAGUCACUAUAAACCAACCGCCAGCUACCGCCAGUCCCUCUAAACCAACCCCAGUCACUCUAAACCAACCGCCAGUCACUCUAAACCAACCGCCAAUGACUGGCGGUAGAUUUAUACUGACUGGCGGUACGUUUAUAGUUACAGGCGGUAGGUUUAAACUGACUGGCAGUGACUGGCGGUAG
This is a messenger RNA of Bradysia coprophila, 4407 nucleotides long. RefSeq lists its product as uncharacterized. Gene Ontology annotation, cellular component: axoneme. Gene Ontology annotation, biological process: cilium movement; cilium-dependent cell motility; inner dynein arm assembly. The record is from RefSeq and is a predicted model, not a curated record. NCBI's taxonomy places the organism in Eukaryota, Metazoa, Arthropoda, Insecta, Diptera, Sciaridae.